This is a messenger RNA of Equus caballus (horse), 1875 nucleotides long. RefSeq names its product retinal outer segment membrane protein 1 (gene ROM1). The record is from RefSeq and is a predicted model, not a curated record. Gene Ontology annotation, biological process: visual perception. NCBI's taxonomy places the organism in Eukaryota, Metazoa, Chordata, Mammalia, Perissodactyla, Equidae. Gene Ontology annotation, cellular component: membrane.
CGCCUGGUAACCCCUCCCUGUCCGGGCCUCCCGGCUUAGCACGCGGGCGGGGCCAACCCGCUGACCCCCAGGCCGUCUCCAGGCCUCCGCCCUCCAGGCCCUUCCGGAUCCCCGCCCCCGGAUUCCCUGGGGACCUGGGAGACAGCAGGGGUCCCGAGGUCUCCGCCCCCCAGCCCCUAGCCCCUCGGGCAGAGCCGACCAGCCCUCCCUCCCCACUUCCGCGAGGGGGCAGAGGCGGGGUCACGAAAUAGGCCCUCUGCCUGGGGGAGGGACUUUUCCUAAGGGGCAAGGCCAAGGCAUCCCGAAUUGCGGCUGGCAGGGGACAAGGCGGCGAGUUAUUAAGGCUGGGGAUGGGAGGCUGCCCAGGGUAUUGGGGUCAGGGUGGCAUUAGCCCAGCUCAAGCCGAGCUGGGCUGACUCAGCAUCCUGCCCCGGCCAAUCCCCAGCCCUGACAGCUCUGCUCUCCCUUGGGUAGAGAUGGGAGAUGGCGCCGGUGUUGCCCCUGGUGCUGCCCCUCCAGCCCCGCAUCCGUCUGGCACAGGGGCUCUGGCUCCUCUCCUGGCUUCUGGCGCUGGCUGGUGGCCUCACCCUCCUCUGUAGCGGGCAUCUCCUGGUCCAGCUGUGGCACCUUGGCACCUUCCUGGCUCCCUCCUGCCCAUUUGCUGCCCUGCCUCAGGUUGCCCUGGCAGCCGGUGCAGUGGCUCUGGGCACAGGACUGGUGGGUGCAGGAGCCAGCAGGGCCAGUCUGGAUGCAGCUCAAUACCCUCCCUGGCGAGGGGUCCUGGGCCCACUGCUGGUGGCUAGCACUGCUGGGGGCGGGGGGCUCCUGGUCCUUGCCCUGGGGCUAGCCCUGGCUCUACCUGGGAGUCUGGACAUAGGGCUGGAGGAGGGCCUGGCGACUGCCUUGGCUCACUACAAGGACACAGAGGUGCCUGGACACUGUCAUGCCAAACGGCUGUUGGAUGAGCUGCAGCUCAGGUACCACUGCUGCGGACGCCAUGGGUACAAGGAUUGGUUUGGGAUCCAGUGGGUCAGCAGCCGUUACCUGGAUCCCAAUGACCAGGACGUGGUUGACAUCUCCCCAGGCCUCUUAUCUCCAGACAUCCUAACACCCUGGCCCUCCCUUUGCAGCCGGAUCCAGAGCAAUGUGGAAGGCCUAUAUCUGAUUGACGGGGUCCCUUUCUCUUGCUGCAACCCCCACUCACCCAGGCCUUGCCUGCAAAGCCAGCUCUCAGACCCACAUGCUCACCCCCUCUUCGAUCCCCGACAACCCAACCUAAAUCUCUGGGACCAAGGAUGCCAUGGUGUGCUGCUGGGGCAGCUGCAAGGGUUGGCAAGCACACUGGGCAGCAUGCUGGCUGUCACCUUUGUGCUGCAGACUCUGGUGCUCCUGGGCCUGCGGUACUUGCAAACAGCACUGGAGGGGCUUGGAGGAGUCAUCAAUGGGGAGGGAGAAACACAGGGCUAUCUCUUUCCUAGUGGGCUGAAAGGCAUGCUGAAAACAGCAUGGCUAAAGGGAGGGGUUGCCCACAGGCCAGCACCUGAGGAGGCCCCAUCACUAGAGGCCCCUCCUAAGGAGGGUCUACCUGAGGCCUAGUGGCCUAGAGCUUGGGGUGGGCAUUGGGAGGGGGGGAAGGGGAGGGAUGGACAAGACAGGAAACCUCACAACUCCUUACCAAGGCUCUCGGGGAGGGGGGGCCCUGGGAUUAGAGGGGUUAAAGAUAGUCAGUGAGCUGGACGGGGGUAGGAGAGAAAACCUGGUAUCCUAGAGCCCAGCCCCUGUGGCCGAACCACCAGGGAACAGAGGAAAACAGGGCGAUGACAAGGACUGGAGAUUGCUUCUGGUGCACAGACUCAAUAAAGCUUUUGGACUGAA